This is a messenger RNA of Prorocentrum cordatum, 351 nucleotides long. The record is from the annotation of a GenBank genome assembly. Lineage: Eukaryota; Dinophyceae; Prorocentrales; Prorocentraceae.
AUGGAGACAAAAACGGCCACCCCCGAGGCGCAGUUAGAGAUGACCCAGGACCACCGCCUCAAAGAGCUCGACAUUGACAGCGAUGAGAGGGACAGGGAGGCUGCGAAGAUGAUCUCGAAUAUCGAGAAGAUCGAGACCCACAUCCCCAACUCCAAUGGCACGCAGCAUGCCGAGAAUGAAACGCACGCGUCCCCCGAGGGCUCCGUGCACGACAAUGGCGCCUACUUCAAGACCCUGCUAUCGGGACUCAAGUCCGAGAAGUGCUUCCGCAGUUUGCCACCGUCCUGUACGGCCAGCGUUUCGACAUUGCGCCGGUCACAUUGCGUUUUGCUCCUGCCUCGCGGCCGAUAG